GGGAAAUGAUGUCAUUAUGGCCAGCUGACUGCUUUAAAAGCUAUGUACGGUUUCAGAUCAUACAAUUUGACCAGUAGGAUUCCUGCACAACCUGUGCGUGGUUCAAACAUGCCUUCACUGAGACCACAACCACCGUCUAGACUGAGACCACAGCCACCGUCGACAAUGCGACCUCAACCACCUUGUAGACUGAGACCACAACCACCAUCUACACUGCGACCUCCUCAACCACCUUCUAGGCUGAGACAACAACCACCGCCUCAACGACGCCCAGGAGGCAUUGCGACGAUGAGGGAACCCACUCGCCAGAACAAAAUUAUGAUAAAUGAAAAGUCCCGGAUGUCCAGCCGAGGGCAGUGUGUCAAGCUUCCUCCUAUCCCCGGCUCUUCCCGAGAUGACUGCUCAGACCUCAGCCAGAGCUUCGAGAGAGUCCUCCGCCACCAAGAUAACCUCAUUAAGAACAUGGUGGAUGAGCUGUCUGAGAGGGACCAACGGCGGUCAGAGCUGGCAAGCAGUUCUCGUCUGCAGGUGGACAGUCUGUUAGAGCGUCAUGUGGUUCGGCUGGAAGAACUAGCGUUCGACUUCAACAACAAACUCGAAGAACUUUGCUCAGAGUAUUAUACUGAGAGGGAGCUGAUUCUUUCAGAGCAGCUGCAGGAGAUUGUGAAUUUGGAGAAGGCAAUAUUUUCCAUGGAAAAGCACUACGCUGAGAUUGAGGAUGAGGCGAGACGUGACUAUAAGAGCAGUCGCGAACAAAUUAAAAAAAAGCACAAAGAGGAAUAUCAAAAUUUGAAAAAACAAACGGACGAGGUUUUGAAAAAAAGGCGACGAGAGAGAAGAGUGCAUCUGUGACCAGGAGAAAAAAGAAUACGACUCUCUGCUCCUCGAGGUUGAGUAGGGAGAUAAAGAGACUGAGGCCUAUCAACAGCGCAUUCAGAAAUUGGAGCCCAGACAAAAAUUCUGUUGUUUUUUUUUUACUACUUUUUUCUUUCAAUUGUGAUAUUUUAUUAUUUUGAUGAUUUUAUUGCAAUUUAAACUGUACAAAACUUCGUUACUUCAUUCAGACCGUGACAAGAUCGCCCAGUCAACACCGCAGAGUCCAAAUGAGGGCAGACCGAAACAGCAGCUCACUAAACCUACCAUUCAAAGCAACAAUGCUGUUAAAAAACUACAGGAGACAACAGCUCUGGGACAGAAGAACACGCGUGUGUUUAUCCGGUGGAGAGAGGCUCAUGAUGCUGAAUGCUUUCAUCAAAGGCUUUGAAGCUUUUGUGGUGGAGCAGGACCUGCAAGGAAAGAUGAUGGCAGCAUUUGUUUUAGGGAUUUUACUCAAAUAUAAAGAUCUGAAAUGUCUGCAGACUGCUGUGAGCACUGAGGAUGAGGAGCCCAGAGCUGCAUCCUAGAAGUGGUGCCAUGGAUGAGACCCUCUAUCGCUCCACCUGCCUUUACGAGACCCUCUAUCUCUCCACCUGCCCUUAUUGCCUCAUAUUGUGAAGCACAGCGCAGCAACAAGCUCUGGGACGAAGGCACGGUCACCUCUGGUGAAUUCAUCAGAAUAAAGCCGCAGAAUGGGAACCGCUGUGUUGAGUCGGCAGUAGGAUGUGGUGUUCAGCGCCUGUAAAUACAUGUUUGUAGUUUGAAUAAAGCUUUGUUUCAUGUGUU
Messenger RNA from Pimephales promelas (fathead minnow), 1662 nucleotides. RefSeq names its product dynein regulatory complex subunit 2. Gene Ontology annotation, biological process: regulation of cilium movement; cilium-dependent cell motility; axonemal dynein complex assembly. Lineage: Eukaryota; Metazoa; Chordata; Actinopteri; Cypriniformes; Leuciscidae. The record is from RefSeq and is a predicted model, not a curated record. Gene Ontology annotation, cellular component: axonemal dynein complex; axoneme.